AUGAGGAAGCACACUGCAUCAGCAUGUCGUUACGAUCAUCUGCCAUGUCAGCUGACCAAUGGAACAGUUGUUUCGCCGGACAUAUACUCCUUCUGUUGUAACGGCAACAUUUAUCCAAAGGUCUUAAAUGGUCGUAAAAACUGCUGUUGUAAAGACAGUCUCCCUGGCGGUAUACCGCAGGUAUAUAACCCUGAGGAACACAUCUGCUGUUUAGGAGGCAAGUUCCCUCGCAGAGACUCUCUGGGCCAAGAACAAGGAUGCUGUGGAACUAAACCAUACCCCAGGGUAAGGGGACAGCUUUGCUGUGUUCCUCAACCACACGAAAACCAUGCAAACGCCAAUCUGUUUACCUCUCUUAUUGGGGAAAAUGACACAUGCUGUGGAAAUGAGAAAUACGACAGCACAACCCAAGUCUGCUGCACAGAUGGGAUGUUUAAGGUUAGGCUUUAUACUAAAGACAAUAACAAAAUAUGCUGUCAAAAAGAUUACAUCAACAAGAAUACUCAUGAUUGUAUCAUAAAUAAGGAAACAAACAGAUUAGGAAAAACGCUCAAGUUUAGUAGAUCCUGUGGAGAUACCAAGAUUGAUGAUCGCCAAGACUUGUGUUGUAAUGGACAGGCACAUCGUAAUGUGUCACAGGUUUCCUCCCAUUCCUGUUGUGGAGACGAAAUCUUUAACAGGAAUACACACCAGUGUUGCGGUAACACUCACACCAUUGCAAUCAACAUGCAGUGUUGUGGAUCACAUCGUGAUGGUGAGUAUCUUCAAAUUUCCCCUAUCUGUCCUGUGUUACAGGGAAGGAAGCAUGAGGUCCAUAUCUUACAAAUGUCCAAUUCAGAUCAUUUUCUCACUUAUAACCUUCUGUAA
This is a messenger RNA of Ylistrum balloti, 867 nucleotides long. Its product is annotated as galaxin-like. The record is from RefSeq and is a predicted model, not a curated record. Lineage: Eukaryota; Metazoa; Mollusca; Bivalvia; Pectinida; Pectinidae. Bases 1 to 867 code for a protein of 288 amino acids. The transcript has 4 exons.